CGUUGUAAUCGUCUUUACCUAAGAGAUGUGUUUUCUCGUGCUCCGAGUCUUUUUGGGAUUCCUCCUCUGUGCUCAGUGCCAGUGCUCAGAGUGUCCUCUCGGCUGUGAGUGUUUUUCUGUGACUCGCACAGUGAAAUGUGUCUCCACGGAUCUGCUCACAGUGCCAGAAAAAAUUCCAGGAUAUUCAAGGAAUGUCAUCAUCAAAGGGAACAAUAUACAUCAGAUUGGACCUCAUGCGUUUACAGAGCUGGAGAAUGUCACUAACAUCAUUUUAAGCAAUAAUAGGAUCACAGAGAUGGCAUCCCACAGCUUCUCUGCCCUCCUCUACCUGCGCUUCUUGGACCUCAGCGGGAACACGCUGGCUCUCAUCCACCCAGAAGCCCUCAGCAUACCUGGCAGUCCCCUUCAGGAGCUCAACCUGAGCCGCUCGCUGCAAAACUACACCGCUCUCACAGACCUUACAACGGCUCUUCGCUGGGGCGGCCUUGGGGGUCUGCUCCACCUCGACCUCUCUGGGAACAACCUGGCUCUGCUGCCGCCCGGCAUGUUCUCCCACCUCCCUAACCUGCAGCAGCUCUUACUCACCAACAACUCCCUGGUGGCCGUCUACAGUGGGACCUUCUCUGGCAUGAACCAUCUGCAGGUUCUGGACCUGACACAUAAUGACUUCAGGACCUUCAGGGAUGAUGCUCUGCAGGAGAUUGAGAAGCUUGGCAACAUCCGGAUCCUUCUCGGUGACAACCCCUACACAUGCUCCUGCGAAAUCCGUGAGUUUGUGUCCUGGCUGAACGAAUCGAGAGCUCAGGUUGAUGUGGAAGCUGUGAGGUGCACCUCCCCAAGUAAGUUAAGUGGCACCCAGGUGCGAGGGCUUGGCAUCCAGGCCAUUGGAUGCGUUGGUCCAGACCAAGCUGAGGUGGCGGACCUUUCUCUGCAGACCUCCUAUGUCUUCCUUGGGCUGGUUCUAGGGUUUGUGGGCAUGGUGUUUCUUUUUGUGCUCUACCUGAAUCGAAAAGAUAUGAAGAAAUGGAUCAUUGACAUGAGAGAUGCAUGUCAGGACGUCCUGGAGGGGUAUCAUUAUCGCUUUGAGAUUGACUCAGAUCCUCGGCUGGGGCACAUCCAGGCGGGUAACGUGGGCUGCAGAGUACAGGGGCAUUUAGGAUCUGCUCCAUCACAGGAACUGCCAAAUGACACGUGCAUUCUCAAGGUCCCUGCAGAUACACAAGUCAAACAGGUGACAGCCUCUUCCACAAUGCUCCGUUAGAGCUGGUGAGAGAGAAAUAUGUAAAUGUAAAUAGAUAAUGCUGAUAGAUUCACUGUAAAACUACAAGUUUCCAAUUAAUAGAUAGCAGUUAUAAGCUCACCUUAAAGUGCCUUUUUUAUUCAGGCACCAGAGCAUUAUAUAUGUAUAUUUACCUCAAUAGUGUGUGUUUAUCAAAUAUUUUAUAAAACAUAUAAUACACAGGAUGUAUUAAAAAAAUACAUCUAGAAUUGUGUUUUUUCUUUGCUGUUUGGUUUUAGCCUUUUAAUAUGUUAACAUGAGCAGAAAAUUGCCUGAAUGGGAAACGGCAUCGAUGGCAUGAAAAACGUAUGUUCAUAUUAGAAACUGUAUACACAUUUUACAAUAGAUCUUGAUUAGAUUAUGUACUUUGAAAUUUAAAAAAGCGUGAAUUAAUGGUGUGUGUCCAUUGUGCUAGAAUUUAAAUGUGGUUUGAAUUAUUUGAAAAGAACUAGAUGUUUAAUGCCACUUUAUGACAUUAAACUUGUUUUUCAAUUUGUUAUAAAUAAAAACAACUUGAUGAAU
Messenger RNA from Labrus bergylta (ballan wrasse), 1801 nucleotides. RefSeq names its product trophoblast glycoprotein. The record is from RefSeq and is a predicted model, not a curated record. Gene Ontology annotation, cellular component: plasma membrane. Lineage: Eukaryota; Metazoa; Chordata; Actinopteri; Labriformes; Labridae. Gene Ontology annotation, biological process: negative regulation of canonical Wnt signaling pathway. Gene Ontology annotation, molecular function: protein binding.